AUGUCUAGCAAUAGUUGUCACGCCAAUGGCGUCUCUCAAAAGCCAUUCGACGGUCUGAUUCGGCAGGUCGCGCAGGCUGCAGAUGCUUUUCAAGAUACUCAUAACGAAGCGGAUCGCUUGGCUGCCCUCCAGGCGGCGCAGAGGCUGGUGGAGGUGUUUCAGAAGCCACAAGAUGCAGUGUAUAAUCUAGCUUACUCGCCCACUCAAGUGAUGUGUGUGCGCAUCGCCAUGGACCUUGGUAUUUUCUCCACGCUCAGUGAGCGGAAUGGUCCAGUUACGCUGGAGGACCUGGCAGCCACGAAAGGGGCAGAUCUAGUCCUGACUGAAAGGGUGCUGCGAAUCCUUGCAGGGAUUGGAUACGUUGCAGAACAUGAUGUACGGGUCUACAUCCCCACAAAGAUGACCAGACAGAUGACAGACAGGCUUAGUGGGGCCGUAAAUGUUAGCUUCGAUAUCGGUAUGCCUACCUUGGCUAAAGUACCCGAAUUCCUGCGUAUGAUCAACUUCCGAAACCCAUCGGGUGCUCUGAAUGGUGCAUUACAGUACGCAGAGAAGACAGAAAUGUCGCUGUGGGACUGGGUGCCGACCAAACCAGGUUUCUUGGACGUUUGCAAUACUUUCAUGGAAGCGGACCGCGGGAGCCGGCCUAGCUGGCUCGAGUGGUUUCCUGUCAAGGAGAGGAUUAUUGACGGAUUCAAAGAGGACGAAAGUAAUGUCCUCUUGGUAGACGUAGCCGGUGGGCGCGGCCAUGAUUUGGUUGCUUUCCAAUCCAAAUUCUCUGGAGUGCAGGGACGGCUCAUCUUGGAAGAUCUGCCUCAUGUCGUGGCUGAGGCUACUCAGCACCCCAAAAUUGAGCUUGUAUCGUUUGACCUGUUCCAGGCACAGCCAAUACAAGGUGCCCGCACCUAUUACAUGAAAUUCAUCCUUCACGACUGGUCAGACGAGGAAAGUCGCCUGAUCCUGAGCCAUCUUGGAGCAGCAAUGAAAAAGGGAUAUUCCAAACUGAUAAUCGAGGAAUUCGUAUUGGCAGACAAGGAAUGUGCGAUGCUGCCAGCCAUGUGGGACUGGGAGAUGUUGAUUUUCUGUAACAGCAUGGAGCGAACGGCUAGUCAAUGGACGAAAGUGCUGGAUUCGGCUGGCUUCAGGAUUGUGAAGUUUUGGGCACCCCCCGGUGACGGACAGAGCAUCAUCGAGGCGGAGCUAAAAGAACCUGCUGAAGACAUGACAUCAGCCCGGUCAAGCCAUAUAUAA
Molecule: messenger RNA, 1251 nt
Organism: Aspergillus costaricaensis CBS 115574
Lineage: Eukaryota; Fungi; Ascomycota; Eurotiomycetes; Eurotiales; Aspergillaceae
Product: O-methyltransferase
Exons: 5
Coding region: 1-1251 (416 amino acids)
Molecular function (GO): O-methyltransferase activity
Source: RefSeq, a predicted model, not a curated record